AUGGUCGAAAAAGUCAUCCAGUUAAGAUGCGAAUGCAACCAGUAUCCCUGGGGUAAACAGGGUUCAAAGUCAAUCUCUGCAACAUUAUGUUCGAAAACUCCAGGCACAAACUUCAAGAUCGACGAGAACACGCCAUAUGCAGAGAUGUGGAUGGGAACGUAUCCCGAACUUCCUUCUUACGUCUUGGAAACAGGCGAGAAUCUUCAAGAUGUCAUUGAUGAGCACUCGCAUGAUCUGAUCGGCCGGAAUGUGAUCCAGAAAUUCGGUCACAAAAAUCUGCCGUUUCUACCAAAGGUGCUCUCCAUCGCCAAGGCGUUGCCAUUGCAGUUGCACCCAAACAAAGCGUUAUCUGCGAAACUUCACGAGAAAAACCCAAAUCAAUUCACGGACCCCAACCACAAGCCCGAAAUAGCUCUUGCUCUUGGAGAUUUUGAAGCUUUCUGCGGCUUCAAACCUUUAGAGGAUAUCAAGAGAAUACUGGAACUUGCACCCCUACAGGCUUUUCUUCCCGAUAUUAAGAAGCCUGAUUUUGACGAUCAGAGCCUCAAGCAUGUUGUCAGGACCAUGCUUCUAGCUUCUGCUGAUGCGGUCAAGAAAACAACCGAUGCUUUGCUCGAGCUUCCCAAGGAACAAUUCGGAAAAGACACUUAUAUUCCGGACCUGAUCCCUCGACUUGCGAAGCAAUAUGACCAAACUGACAACGGCAUUCUUGUGGCUCUCAUCACCAUGAACUACUUGCAACUCAAAGCUGGUGACAGCAUAUACAUUCCGGCAGACGGUAUUCACGCCUACCUUUCUGGCGAUAUCAUCGAAUGCAUGGCCCGUUCCAACAACGUGCUCAAUACAGGAUUCUGCCCCCGUGCUGAUCGCGAUUCAAUAGACAUGUUCACAUCCUGCCUCACAUUCAGCCCGCACAAUGUGGAAGAAUCUAUGCUGCGCCCGAAGCAGUCCGACAAAGCCAAGAGUGGGAAGACUCAGCUGUAUGCACCACCCAUGAGCGAGUUCAACAUGCUUGCUACAGAACUCAAGGACGGAGAAGAUGAGACGAUAUCUGCGGUCGAUGGACCCUCCAUUAUGAUAUGUACCAAGGGAGAGGGAACCAUGAAGGCCGACGGCAAAGAACACAAACUCAGCGAAGGAUAUAUUUUCUUCAUUGGCCGGGGCGUUGAAGUCCAGUACAACAGCACGAAGGGAUUACAGAUGUACACGGCUUAUGUGGAGUAG
Periconia digitata is the source of this 1224-nucleotide messenger RNA. NCBI's taxonomy places the organism in Eukaryota, Fungi, Ascomycota, Dothideomycetes, Pleosporales, Periconiaceae. The record is from the annotation of a GenBank genome assembly.